UGCCGCCGCCGCCAUCGCGGUUGCCGCAGCGAGUCCGAUUGCUACGCUGUCGGCACACUCGCGCCAAAAGGGCAAGAGCAGCAGCACGAACACUGUUGCGCGCUUGUCGCCUUCGAUUGUGAACUCGUGGAUCGUGGAACUGGACAGGUGGACGACCAACCUCAUGCUGGACCAGGUCAUGACGGGGUCGCUGUGUUUUUUGGCCCUCGCCAUCUACAUGUACAUAAAGUUCAUUCGGCGAGAUCGAUCGGCUGCAUUUGAGCAAGUCCGACCCCAUGCAAAGGAAGCACAGAGCCCUCCAUCCCGGGAAUCGGCGUCGACAGCCGAUCCGUUCAACGUCAUGCAUCCGCACAACAACAGCCCGCCACCGAGGAAACCGUUGAAAGGUGGGCAUCAUGUGUACCAGCAUCCUAUGCGAAGGAGAACGCACUCUUCCAUGACGAACGUCGACGUCAUGGGAAUGGCAACGUUGGCGCCACUGCAAUCUCCCACCGAGAUCAUGUCGCUUGCUGCGGUCGAAUCUCCCGGUCCCAUUCCCGAAGACACGGUGUUCUUCGCCAAGUCUCCCACGCUCCUUCACAAAGGCAUCCCGCCCACGCAAGCGGAAAAGCCAGCGAGUCCCAUCAAGAAGCGACCGCUUCCCAAGCCUUCGUCCAUGCAUCUUUCAUCCCCCGACAUCAACUUAUUUGCCGAAAUACCCUCCGACAAAGAUUCGCUGCGCCAUUUGGAGAGCCAACGAUCUCCGGACGGUCUGGCGCUAGACGUCAUCCUCAACAUGCCGUCAUCCUCAGGAGGCGGUCACCCUCCGUCGACAGUUGCGAUGCCGGUGCCGCCCCCACCACCCCUUCCUCCCAUGGUUCCACCUCCUCCUCGCGCAAAGCUGCUCCUGGACGACCGCAACCAACCAGCGCAAAUGCAGUUGGACGUUGCUCGAAAAGCGCACAUUCCGCUAUUUCUCCACUUGCCACUGCAUCCACCACGCAAGGACGAUGGCGGGGUGCAGUCGCCCAACCAUUCGCCGCAUCCUGUGCAAGUUCCGAUCGACGGCGCAGCCGCCGUGGUCGCGCCCGUCGGCCAUGGAUCGCACGCGAUCAAGCGGCCGAGUCGGUCAAACUCGUUCAACUUUCGCAUUGACUUCCACGAGCUCGCGAUGGGCGAACUGAUCGGGCAAGGGGCGUUCGGCACCGUGCACAAAGCCACUUGGCGGGGCACACUCGUCGCCGUCAAGAUUUUGCAAGUGCAGCACUUGUCGCCGGACGUCCUCGACGAGUUUGAAACGGAGGUGCACAUCAUGAGCGUAUUGCGGCACCCCAAUAUUUGCCUGCUCAUGGGGGCUUGCCUCGAUCCUCCCACGCGGUGUUUGGUUGUCGAGUACCUGCCAAACGGGUCGUUGUGGUGUGUCCUUCGGCAGCCAUCGUCCGUGAACAUUGAUCUGAAGAAGCAGCUGAGGUAUGCCGCGGAAUUCUCCUUCCCCCCGUGGCUGCAUGUGCGCUCCGUACGUAGCUUUGCCAUGGACACGGCGCUGGGCAUGCAUUACCUGCACACAUUUGAUCCGCCGAUAUUGCACCGGGACCUGAAGAGUCCCAACUUGCUCGUGGAUGGCAGCUACCGCCUCAAGAUCUCGGACUUUGGUCUCGCGCGUGUCAAGGCGCACCACCAGACGAUGACGGGCAACUGCGGAACGACGCAGUGGAUGGCGCCAGAGGUGAGGGGCGGCGGGUUGCGUCAAGCGGCAUCGGUGUGUGCUUCAACACGACGGACAUAGGUGCUGGCGGCGGAAAAGUACACGGAAAAGGCCGACGUGUUUUCGUUUGGCGUGGUGUGCUGGGAAACCGUGACGCGUGCGUGCCCGUACGACGGCCUGAGUCAAAUCCAAGCGGCGCUCGGUGUACUCAACCACAACUUGCGACCGACGAUCCCGCCGACGUGUCCGCCGUUCUUGAAGAAGCUCAUGACGGUGUGCUGGGGUCCUGUGCCGGAGAAGCGGCCAACGUUUGCCCAGAUCAUCGACAUGUUGAAUAGCAGUACCAAUAGAAGUAGCACAGCCAUCGGGCACACGUCAUAGUUGAAUGAGAUGUCGAUGAGCCCACACGAAUCCACGUCAUCCGGUUCAAGGAGCCCAGCUCGAUUACCUCGUC
Aphanomyces invadans is the source of this 2138-nucleotide messenger RNA. RefSeq names its product TKL protein kinase, variant 2. Gene Ontology annotation, biological process: protein phosphorylation. The coding region runs from base 164 to 1765 and encodes 533 amino acids. Lineage: Eukaryota; Oomycota; Saprolegniomycetes; Saprolegniales; Verrucalvaceae. The transcript is spliced from 2 exons. The record is from RefSeq and is a predicted model, not a curated record. Gene Ontology annotation, molecular function: ATP binding; protein kinase activity.